AUCUCCGCUGUUAACUCACAUAAACCGUAUUUAUUUACUUAUAGCAUGUAAAUUCUUUGCCAGAAACAACAAAAACAUGAUAAAAACAAAGGAAACGCGCAACAAAAUGAUUUGACAGUGUUUUUUUUAAGUAAUAUCAGAAAUUCGUAGCAAUGGAAGUAAAUAUUGGUACGGUUUUUAAUAUAAAGAGGUAGUGGUUCUGAUUGUUCAUUUAAAAUGCCGAAGAGGAUUCCGUUUCAUGUGGUUUAUGCUACAAGCGAGGACAGCUCGUACCCAGCAUGCGAGCUGAACGCGCAGGGCCCGGCGGCGCGCGGCUGGCGCAGCGAGGGCGGGCCCCCGCACGAGCUGCUGCUGCGGCUGGCGAGGGUCACCUCCGUGCACAAGCUGCAGCUGCUGGCUCAUCAUCAGCUCAUACCGGCAUGCGUGGAAGUGCUAGUCUCAGGCGGGCUGGUCUCCGAAGGUGCGGCCACUCCUUGCGGCGCCACCUACACCAGCGUCGGCAGGGUCACGCUCGCCCGACCAGCGCAGCAGGCCAGGACUAGAGAACUCAGAUCAGCUGCACUGCCAGAGCCAACAAUAGCCCGCUUCGUAAAACUCAAACUGUCUGGACCACACCCACCAGCAAAAGAAGAUGAUCAGGUAGCACUAAUGGCAGUAAACGUCCUGGGCGAAGAAGUGGAGGAAACAGAGAGUUCUCCCGUACAGCCUGUCAGCAAGGAGCCGGCCUACUCGCCGUAUGAUGACCUGGCCUUCAUCAUGUAUGUGGACAACGAUAUAGCUGAUCUGGUGAGGAGCUUGGAUGAGAAAAAGAAGGCUGCUGUUGGAGAGGAACGCUUCGAAUACGCUCGUCGCUUGAAGUCAGCGGGCGCAGCGCUCGCGUCCGCCGGUAUCCGUAUUGGUCGAUGGAGACUACGCAAACGCACGGCAGCGGCGAGGGACGACUUCGAGCUGGCGAGGAGGAUGAGGGACAGGAUCGCUGAUGCCCUGUGUGGGGUGAAGGAGGAUCCUCAGCUGUGUCGGUUGUUUGAAGAAGAUGGGCCGGACCGCCGCAACGACUCCUCAAUGCCUCAAGAGUACGACUUCUCCCAUUAUCUCUCGCCAUCAGUAGCAGCCGGGUCUCUCAGCCUGGACAUACCCUCGCCUGUGCCUCCUAUAGAGCCAGAACCUGAGCUGCAGGACCCGGAGUACGUUAAUGGAGAAGAGGAAGAUGUUCAGGAUAUGCAACCGUCACCAGAACCUACUUUACAAGAAGAAGUUCCACCUACACUCCCCGAGCCAGUGCAACCACAACCCGUCCAAUUGAUUCAAGAAGAGAAAGAAGUACAGAAGAAGAUAGAAGAAGAUGAACUGAGGAAAGAGACUGACAGUCCUAGAAGGAGUAUCACGCCCAAUGCUGCUAACGGCUCACUGGUACGACGUAGGAACAAGAGCGCAGGUCCAAGAUCCACUUUUGAAGCGUAUGAAGAGAGAUUGUUACCUGCAUUAAGGCAUUCCCACACGAACGAGUACCUGCGCGAGAGUCGCGAGGAGGAGUGCAGUGGCGGCAGCGCGGCGACAUCACACUCGCGCUCUACGCAGCCGCACAAGCUGAACGAGAGGGAGAGGAAGCAUGCUGCCUUGCCUAUACUGAUCUUUGGUUAUCCGCUGGUCGAAAAAUUCUACUCCAAAAAUUACUUAGACAAGGAAGAAGGCCUCUCCCGUCUCCGAGCAGAACUGACAUCACCAUCCAAUGGCAGUACCAAAACGUCUCCCAACAAGACAGCCAGGGCCGCCGCCAUCUUGUUGCAGAGGGCUCUGAGAGACAAGGUGUUCUCUGUCUACAGUCAAGCUAAUGAGGUCGUGAAGGUGCUGUUCAAGGAGUUCGUGCCGGACAGGGUGUGCGCGGCCGAGGUGGGUCGGUGCCUGGAGAAGUUGUUACCGGAGCUACUCCGUGCAUGCGGGGACCCGGCUCCCAGGGUGCACUCUACUGCACAGCAUACCGUGCUCACUGUUGCUGAUUGUCCUCAAGUUAGAGCCCUCCACCUGAUCCCGCAGCAGCUGGUGAGGCCGGUGGCAGCGUCCAUGCAUCCCCGACUGGCGCUAUCCCGCCUGCAGAUGCUGGAGCAGCUCAUACUUAGCCACGGCAUCUCCACUGAUAAGAACAGCGGCCUAACAGUCCGUCGUCUAGCAGAAUGCGGGGCUGCCGGUGCUCAACACGCCGCUGGCUCCGUCCGUGCUGCAGCAGAACGCAUACUCCUGGCUGCGUACGCCAGGUCUCCAAGAGUGGUGCGAGCUCAACUGCCUCCGGAUGACGCGGUGACUAGGAGGAAUCUGAUAUAUAGGCACCUGUUCCAGCAGUUUGAUAGGAUUGAUAUGCAGAAAAUGCUGAACCAAGCACCAACAGAAGAGCAACUCCUGAACGGUGCAGACCAGUCAAUGGCCGACUCCACCAUGGAAACUGCUAGCGUCACCCAAUCCACCAGGAGUGGUACCACCGUCAGUGGAAUGACAGCUUCUUUUGGCAUGACGUCAUCAAUCGGAGCCACGUCAUCAUACAGCCUGAAGUCCAUGACGUCAAGUGUGAGCGGUGCCACUCUAGCCCCUUCAAGUCUUAGUGGAAGCUAUACCACUUCGAAAACAAAGAGUAGUCUGAAGAAGUCACCAACUAAGAGGUAUACUCCGAGGAGUGUUACGAAGGACUUCUCAAAUUAUCCGGGUUAUAAUAAGCUGAGGUUGGACAGUGCUGUCAGCCCGAAGCACUCGCCUAGGUCAGCUGCUUCCAGUGGAAAUGAGAAGGUACACUUCCAAGAAGGUCACAGCCAAAGCCAGUCCCAGUCCGAACAAGUCGUCUACCGGCGCACGAACCGAAAUACCGAGAACCGCCACUCCAUGAUCCAUUACGACCACGAACCUUCGAAGCCACAACUCAAAGAAAGACCCGUAACAGUCUACGAGCCCCUGCAUUUGGAUUAUCGAGACUCCCCAACUUUAGGGUCUCCUAAAACUUCGAAAAAUGAUCUGCGAAGUAUGGACUCUUUACCUAUGGACUCCCCGCAGAUGUCCAGAAAUGAGUUAAGGUGUGAUUCGGACUGCAGAAGCCUGGACUCCCCCAAAGUGAAGGCUGAUUACUUCAGGGAAGGGGUUUUGGAGUCUCCCAAACUUGUGGCUGGGUUGAGGAAUCUUCAUCUUGAUGAGCAUAGCCAGAUGGAUGAGAGCGGCUAUUAUAGUCCAGGCAGAAGACAUCAGGUCACGAGCAGCGAACACCAUUACGAGCCAUAUGACGUUGGUAACGCAGAUGUAGCUGAAAAUAUUCCUGAUACUAUCAGCUUGCACACAACAUGCACGUGGUGCGGUCGGCGGGUCCGCGCGGACGCGCUGGAGGCGCAUUACUGGCGGCGCUGCGUGCUGCUGGCGCGCUGCCCGCACUGCCGCGUCGCGCUCGAAGCUAGGAUGUUGCACGCGCAUUUGUUAGAAGAAUGCACGAUGAGUGAGGGCAGCUGGAAGGCGUGUCACAAAUGCGGAGCAGCUCUUAGAACUGAUGACUCUGAUUAUCACGCCAACUGUAUACCUCUCGGCAUGGACGAGUGGAAGUGCCCCUACUGCUUCACCAACGUGCUGGCACGUGACCUACCCUGGCAGAGGCACCUAAUGCAGUGUCCUCGCAACCCCAGGACCACGCAGUCUUCAUAGUCAAGCCUUUCAAGUUCUGUUCUAUUUUGAGUUCUGGUUGGCAUUUGUUCGAGCCAAAGUUAAUGGCGGUUCGGAACUACGGCUGGUUGGCUGUGCAGAAAUAGGGUUCAGGGAUUGGCUGGUGGUUGAGAUGCGUUCGCGAAGUACUACGAGUACAUGCGUGCUCGGAAAUUAGUAGCGAGCCGCCAAUAAGUUUGGCGUGAACUAUAGUUAGAAGACUGGUUCUUGCUGGUAAGCUCCUUAAUGAAGGUUUAUUUGUUUCAUAAAUAAUACUUAUAAUAUUUAUAACUUUAGAUUUUGGAGUUCUGCAGUAACUUUUCCACAUGAUAUUCUUUACCUGUCGUGGAUUUUUCUACCAAUCAAUUUGAACUGGUUUAAAGGCAGUUUUGUUUAUACUGAAUAUUGCUUGUUACUCUUAAAGAGUUCAAGUUUGUAUAGCAUUUUAAGAAAUUAAUUUUCUGAUCUUCUUUACUAAUAUCUACUUUCGAAGAUAUGGAAAGAACAAAAAGAAAGUGGUUAUAUGAUUUAGUAUUUAUAAUUGAGAAGAACGGCUUUUGGUAAGCCAAUCACGGAAUAUACAAAAGUAAUGAACGAUUUGAACAAAUUCAACCCUAGUAAAACUAAAUAAUGCAUAUUUUAUAAAAGUUUUAUUAUGAAGCUUGCUAAAACUAAAAAUACCAAAAGUAUUACAAAAAUUAUUGGCUAAUAAAACCCGCUCAACAAUAGCAUUUUAUUUUUUGAUGAUUUUAAUAUGGAUGAAAUUGGCUCAACUCAUUAUCUAUUAAAAUUAACUUUUCGCUUGCUGAAAGAAAAUAAUGUUAAACUGAUCAUCGUAUAAGCACUUUCUUGGAUAAAUCACAUUUUCACUUAAUAUUAUCAAGAUCAUAAAAACAUUUAUUCGACUAUUCGAAUAAAAAUAACUUUUAAAAUUCUUAUCCAUUAUUUUAGAUUUAUAUUUCUACUGCUUAGCAGUACCUUUUACAUAGAUCUCAGACAAUUUAGAUAAAGUAGUUAGUAUUAUUAUUUAUUAAAAACAUGAUUUAUUUAGUCUUCUAUUGAGUUACCAAUUGUAUUUUUUAAAUUAUUUUUAAUAGUUUUUAAUACUCAAAAGUAAACUAAAGCUACAAAAAUAAUUAUCAGUAACAUUUAAACAUUAUAGUAUUUGGUUUAACUAUGUAGGUAGUACAGUCUGUCCGUCAAUUCACUUGAUCUAUCCACUAAUGUUAAGACUAAAGCACUGCUUCGUAGUCCAUUACUACCGUCCAAAGAUAUGAAUUCCGUCUUAGAUUGCUCAUUUAUUUCACUAUGGAACAGUUCCAGUCUUUGCUGAUUACAUGAUAUAUUCGUUAGUUUUAUGUACAAAUUCAAACACAAAAAAACAGCACCUUCCGAACGUCAAAAACUAAAGACAGCCUCCAAAACGCCCAUGCUCCACAACUUCUAAAUGCGUUUGUGCUGGAAGGAAGAAGUGCAGCAACAAACUCCACAGCAAGCUUUUGCUACUAUUAUAAUUCGUUUCGUCUACGCUGAAACGAUGCCUACUACUUAUCUACCGUAUUUUAAUAGUAGGUAGUUGGUGGACCUUAGAAGUAUGUAUAUCAAUCAAUCAUUUAUUUUAUUUCUCAUCAUCAAAGUACAAGAAUUUAAACAUAGAGACUGGUGUCUGAUGUAGGUAAUUAGUAUGUCAGAUUCAUUAUCCAACAAUUUGAUAUUUUUCGGGGUGUGUCUUUUAGCAUCAAAUAUAAAAAAUAGCUUUUGCUAAUCGUUAAAUGUAUUUUAUGUCUUUCAUCAGCAAUUUCGUAAUUUGCAAUAACUAAGAAAAAAAUACUCCAACUUUGUCUUUAACGUCUGUAUGUAAAGUAUUGGAACUGUUCCUAUCUAUAUUAUGUACACCGUUUUGAUGUGAUGUUUCGUCUCGUUUAAUGCAAUUUGCACCAGAUUAUGUUAGUCUUGUAUGGUAAUCGGGUUGGGGUUUUUGUCAUGGGUAUGUGCAGUAUAUUUUUUCAGCAUUUUAAAAAUAUAUACCUACUUCUCAUCUUGUGUUUUGCAAUACUAUGUAUAAAUCAAUAUGAUGUUUGUUUAACCUCUCUCAAAAUAGCUUUGCCUGUUCAUGUAAAACAAUUUUGUUAGUAAAUUGAGAGCUAUUUUGGAUAACUUAUUUUAUUUUAUUUUCUUAAGUGUCAUUAUCGUGGUUAAUAGAUAUACUAGAUCUAGAACCUCAUUCAUUACAAAGUAUUGCUUUUGAUAGUCGUUCGGUAAUUUGAUCUAGUACAAAGUGUAUCAUGUGGUCAAAUGGAUGAACAUAGAAAUUACUUUUACCUAAUUUCAUCAGUAGACUUAAGUUUAGUUAAGUAGCGUUAAUUGUAGUUAGCGUAGGAUAUACCUACAUACGUAAGGAAUUAGAUUAUUGUUUAAGGAUUUAUUCUUGAAUGCUCUACUAUUUCUUCUUUAUCUACGUUCUUCUGUAUCUUCCUUCUUGAAUCUAGAAUUAUUCUGACAAGAACCUAUCGCUUCUCUGGAAGUUAUUUCAAAUGUUCUGGGAAAAUGUAUAUGAAAUGCAUAUUUUUUGUGUCCAACCAUGAGAGACCUUGCUAAUAUUGCGUCCUUCAAAUCAAAUUAAAGUAAUAAAUAAAUUCCUAUAAAUUAUUAAUCAACUGAAUGCUGUACUGUCUGUCCUUUAUCUAUCUUUCUUCCUACUUCCAGUACAGAUGCCAGUAGGUCACUACCUCAAUCUGUCUGCAAUCGAUUUUCAACUUUAUCACAAUAGUGGAAGGUUAAUGUUCGAUUUGUAAGACAGAUUCGGGUAGGUUGACCUGUCAUCUGUACUUCUAUUUCCUCAGCUAAACCUAUUAGCCUAUCAAUAUCUGCGUUCCUAUUUCCUACGUUAGAAUUAAAACCUAGCUUAUAACUAGCUUUAGCUUCAAACCACAUCACCCACUGUGAUAAAGGAGCGAGGUAUAUUGAAAUUGGACUAAAUAAGUGUGGGUUCCCAGUCGUUGGUAUAGAUGUAAUUUUAAUUAUAAGAAGCCUUUGGCUGUGUUUUGGUUGAUAUUCAUACAUUGUUCUUGUGAAUUGUGUGGUUGGUUAAUCAUUAAUUUCGACCUUUCAAUAGUUUGUGUCAUGUUAAUAUUUCUUCUUCUGCCUGUCCUGUUCCUUGAGAACUUUGGGGUCGGCGCAAUAUGUUAUUUGCAUCCAUUUCCCUCUGUCAGACGUUAUCAUCAACAUCCAUUCCCUUCUUAUUCACGUCCUCAUUCACGCAGUGAAUCCAUCAUGUUCCUAUUUACUCUUUAAAUAUUCUUCUUCGGUUGUCUUUCUAGAUUCUCUGUAAAAAUAUUUUUACAAUUCUACUUAUAUAAUAUUAGCAAAGCAGCUAUAGUGUUAUAUUAUUAAUCACUUUACGUGAGCAGUUUGAAUGUGUGGUCCUAGCUAUCAUCCAUUGAGGCGUAAAUAUGUACCUUGCUAAAUGUUUCAAUGUAUGAGUAUCGAUCAAAACGUAUUACAAGUAAUGCGAUUAAUUUUAAGUAUCACCAUUCACACGAUUAUUUGCUGCUACAUCAUCGUUUUUCUAAUCUUGGUUUUUAACGCUCUAUUUGAUUUUGUAGUUACAACUUUGUCGUCUGAUACGACGCCCAAAACAUUAUCGGUCAAGUUAACAUUGCCUAACAUUUUAAUGACAGUGAUAAAGAAAGUUCGGUAUACAAUUGAAUUGUCGAAGUACAACUAUGCGUGUAACACUAUAUCAAAUGAAAUCCAAAAAUCCAUUAGGUUAGGCACCUGACAUUAUCCUUUUUCCAGAUUUAUAUAGAGGUAAUGGUUUACUAUUUUUUUUCGUUUUCUGAUGAUUUUAUGCAGUGUAGAUAAGCUAUUGACAUUCUAGUGGAAAUAAUGUGAUCGGAAGAAAUUCAUCGAUCACUUUUUAAUAAUUAAUUAAGAUUACUAACUUAGCACCUCUUGUGGAUACCUACUAAUUAUUUUCACUAGGAUGUCUAUUUAAUAAUUAAGCUAACAUUUAGGUAUUUAAAAUAACUGUUUAUUUACAUGUUUUAGUUACUUUACCAAAGUAUAAACUACAGGGAGAAUAAGUACCUUAUUAUGUUGUUCCUAUCUUUCAAGUUAUAUCAUGACUUUAUAUUUCUAUACAUCCAUUUGACUGACAAUGAUACUCUUUGGAAGCCAUUUUACUGAUACACCAAUAAAAACUAAUAAUAUUCAUAGACAAGUUACCAAUAAUCAACAGUUUUUUUAGUUGAUUUCUCUUUGCUGGUUCUUAAAUUUGUUUUUUUUUUUUUAUUCGGCAGUUCCUUAUUCGAAUGAUAAUUAUGCGAACUUCUUUUAUUCGAAGUAACAUUAUACAACAAAAAAGCUUCUAAAUAGGUAGGAUAUUAAAUCAAUUCUUAUGGUAGUAGACGAUACUCAAUCUUAUAACUAAGUAGAUGGAAUAGUAGAAAUUAUUGUAAAGGACUAAAUAGUUUUAUUUUCGUUAUUUUGUUUUCGUCCAAAGUGCCAUAUUUUAGCGGAAAUAGUACUGCUUUAAAAAUCUUACCUAUACCUACUGUAGUAGAAAAUACCUACAUACAAUAAAUUAUAUAGGUACCUAACUACCUACUCAUAACGUCCUAGGAAAAUGGUUUUUGCACAUUUCCAAUUAUUUAACCAUUGAUUAACUUUUAACCAGUAAUAAUUUAUUGAAAAACUUUACACAUACGUACAGUCAACUUCAGGU
This is a messenger RNA of Helicoverpa zea (corn earworm), 8392 nucleotides long. RefSeq names its product centrosomal protein of 104 kDa. The coding region runs from base 217 to 3669 and encodes 1150 amino acids. The record is from RefSeq and is a predicted model, not a curated record. The transcript has 20 exons. Gene Ontology annotation, cellular component: cilium. Lineage: Eukaryota; Metazoa; Arthropoda; Insecta; Lepidoptera; Noctuidae.